GCUCUCUACUGCUGAGAGGGAGCGAUGAGACCACGCACGCACCAUCCACGCGAGAUGUCUUCACAUUGAUGCUUUCUUCAAUCGUACACACCGGCAUCGCAUCCAAGCACAUCCAGCUCACCAAUCCACUCUCCCGGACCACGGCUGACUUGCAACAAGGACAGCCCACACUGUUCGGCUCAAAAGGAAACGCACAGCGUUGCACAGCAGAUACGACGCGACUCACGCGUCCUUCCGGCCCUGGAAGGAGACAUCCUCUGCAGCUCUUUGGCGCGCACAUCUCUCCUCGUGAGCGAUUCGAUUCGGUUCCACUUCAAGGGCAGACGCUCGCAGGACAGAUCACCUCGUUGCUGCUGGUAGGCUUUGAGAUUUUGUGCUGAGGCUAUUACAACACGCAAGCGCAGCUGUCGCCAAGAUGGAUCCGCCAAUGGAGUUCCAGCAGGUGCCGGCUGCACAGCCGAUGCUUACGGACGAGAAGAUGGACGCCGUUGACGAGAUCAUUCCCGUCACAAAUCACCGCGCAUUCGCCUCCAAGCAUCUUGCAGAUCUAGGACAGGAGGAGGAGGCAUUCGCAGUGUGUCAUUGGGACGUGUCGGGAUGGGCAGCGCUGGACAAGCGCAUGACCGGUCCAGAGUUCGAAUGCGGCGGGCACAAAUGGCGGAUCCUUCUCUUUCCCUUCGGUAACUCGAAUGGGCAACCAAACGAUAUGGUCUCGGUUUAUCUCGAUUAUGCCGAUCCAAAAGGAAGCCCGGAAGGAUGGCACGUCUGCGCUCAAUUUGCUCUCGUCAUCUCCAACCCGAACGAUCCGACAAUCUUUUCUAGCAGUCAGGCGCACCAUCGGUUCACACUGGAGGAGAUGGAUUGGGGGUUCACUCGCUUCAAUGAGCUUCGCAAGUUGACAUCCGUCGGCGAGGGGCGGACACGACCCAUCAUCGAAAACCAAUCGGCCAGAAUCAGUGCUUUCGUACGCGUACUCAAAGACCCAACUGGCGUGUUAUGGCACAACUUUAUCAACUAUGACUCGAAAAGAGAAACCGGCUACGUCGGCCUUAAGAACCAAGGCGCCACCUGCUACAUGAACUCACUUUUACAAUCUCUUUUCUGCACCAAUCUCUUCCGCAAAGCCGUCUAUCAGAUCCCUACGGAGGGUGACACGCCCUCGGAAAGCGUCGCGCUCGCGCUGCAGCGCGUCUUUUACUUGCUGCAAACAUCAGAUCAACCGGUGGGCACCAACGAGCUGACGAAGAGUUUUGGCUGGAAGUCGCUCGACAGCUUCCUUCAGCAUGACGUGCAGGAGUUCAAUCGCGUGUUGCAGGAGAAGCUUGAGACCAAGAUGAAAGGCACUGCAGCGGAUGGUGCGAUCGGCCGGCUCUUCGUCGGCAGGAUGAAGAGCUAUCUCCGUUGCGUCAAUGUCGACUACGAAUCUAGUCGCUCCGAGGACUUUUACGACAUCCAGCUCAACGUCAAGGGCAUGGCAAACCUGCAAGAGUCGUUCCGGGAUUACAUCCAGGUCGAGAUGCUGGAAGGCGACAACAAAUACCAAGCAGAGGGGUAUGGCCUGCAGGAUGCCAAGAAGGGUGUCAUUUUUGAGAAGUUCCCGCCUGUGCUUCAUCUGCAACUGAAGCGGUUCGAGUAUGACAUCGAAAAGGAUGCCAUGGUGAAGAUCAACGACCGACACGAGUUCCCCUUCGAGAUUGACCUCAAAGAAUACCUCGAUCCCAGCUCACCUGAGCGCGACCAGUCUUGGCGCUAUCGGCUGCACGGCGUCCUCGUCCACUCGGGUGAUCUGCACGGCGGUCACUACUUUGCGCUGAUCAAGCCCGAGAAGGAUGGGAGGUGGUUUAAGUUCGACGAUGAUCGCGUCACCCCAGUGACGGACAAGGAGGUGCUGGAGGACAACUAUGGCGGAGAGAUCCCCAACGGACACCUCGGUGGCCAGGUGGGUGCGCGCGCGCCCGUCCGGGCGAUGAAGCGUUUCACCAAUGCGUACAUGCUAGUAUAUGUCCGCGACCCCGAGGUCGAUACUGUCCUGAAGCCCUUCACGCCGGACGACACACCCCCGCACCUCCGUCAGAGGCUCGAGGAGGAGCGGCAGCAGCUCGAGACGAGAAGAAGGGAGCGCGAGGAGCAGCAUCUUUACCUCACCGUCAAGCUUGUCACAGAGGACACAUUCCGCACACACCAAGGCUUCGAUUUGGCGACAUUUGAGGAGCGCAACUUGCCGGCCACGGAUCUGCCGUCGUUCCGUGUCAAGAAAGACGAGCCGUUCAUCACCUUCAAGGCAAAGGUGGCGCAGCAGUACAAGCUGCCGGAGAAGGACAUCCGACUCUGGGUCCUCGUCAACAGGCAGAACAAGACCGUGCGCCCUGACACGGUCGUCCCCGAGAACGAUCCGAUUUUGACGCUGGAGAUGGUGCGCGAGAAGAUGGCUUCGAGGCAGAAUGACUUGCGGCUCUACCUUGAAACGGACACGCACACAGCACCACAGCCGGACGCUGGGCAGCCGCAGCAAGGGCAGACGACGUCUAUGAUCUUCCUCAAGUACUUUGACGUCUCACGGCAGACCCUGACAGGUGUUGGGCGCGUCUUCAUUCACAGCAACCAGAAGGUCGGGGACCUAGUUCCAACGAUCAACGAGCUGAUGCGCUGGCCGCCAACGACAACAGUCCGCCUUUAUGAGGAGAUCAAGCCGGGUAUGAUCGAGCAGAUGAAGCUCAAGGCCACCUUUGGGCAGAGCGAGAUUCAGGACGGCGACAUUAUCUGCUUCCAGAUGGAGAUUUCGGACCGCGACGCGCAUGACUUUGAGGCGCAGUCGAUGUAUUCGAAUCCGAUGCAGUUCUACGACUUCCUGCAGAACCAGAUCAAGGUGCUCUUCAAACCACGAUAUGAUGAUGUCGACUACAAGCAGGAGUUCGAGGUCACGCUAUCCAAGAAGAUGACAUACGAUAUGAUGGCGGCCAAAGCAGGCGAACGCUUAAAGCACGAUCCACUCAAGAUCCGCUUCGUCACAGCAAACGGGCCCAAUGGCGCACCGAAGACUGUUCUCAAGCGGACAGCGAACCAAACCGUCAACGAGAUCGUCUCGCCAAGCUAUCUGCAGGGCCAGGCGUCGCUUCUGUACUACGAGCUGCUUGAUGUCAGCAUCGUCGAGCUCGAAGUGAAGCGCAGCCUGAAGAUCUACUGGUGCGGCGCGAACAACAAGGAGGAGUCCGUGCAUCCAUUCUUGCUGCAUAAGACGACACCUGUCAACGAGCUGGUGGACCACCUCGCCAAGGUUGUCAAGUUGACGCCCGAGGGUUCGCAGCGAAUCCGCAUUUUCGAAGUGACACCGAGCGGGAAGCAGCAGAAGGAAUUCACCGGCAUGGAUAUGAUCGGCAACAUUGCCGAGUCAACCGAGCUGUUUGGUGAGGAGAUCCCACUUGAGGAGAUCAACAUCUCGGACGAGGACAAGGUUAUCAACGUCUUCCACUUCACCAAGGAAGUGCAUCGGGUGCAUGGCAUUCCUUUCAAGUUUGUCGUCAAGAAGGGCGAGCGCUUUGCAGACACCAAGAAGCGGCUGCAAACCCAUCUAGCGGUGAACGAGAAGGACUUCGCCAAGUUCCGUUUCGCGCUUGUUCAGUCGUCGACGUACAAGCAGCCCUCAUAUAUUGAAGAUGCAGAUGUCUUGUACGACCAUCGCUUCUCGGUGGACGACGUUCUGGGUCUCGACCACCCCGACCGCUCAGGGCGAACAGGCAGGAUAGGCGCGCAGAAGCAGGACAACGGCAUCCGAAUUCGCAAUUGAAUAGACGUACCGACCACAGCAGGUGUUGUGUGACAUCAGAGAGGGUCCCUCAUUUCCCCUGACUUGCUUUCUCAUCCGCGCCUGGCCCCGCGCGGCACCUCCUUUCAUUCGUCUUGUUGACGCCACAUGCCGCACUCCCACCAAGCAAAAAGCGCGCCCUGCACUGUUAUAUCUUUUCCCACCAACAACCCUGUAUUCUGAAAUUGUCCGCAAUCGAGCGGUUGUGAGAGGAGC
Tilletiaria anomala UBC 951 is the source of this 4018-nucleotide messenger RNA. RefSeq names its product cysteine proteinase. The record is from RefSeq and is a predicted model, not a curated record. The coding region runs from base 416 to 3784 and encodes 1122 amino acids. Gene Ontology annotation, cellular component: cytosol; nucleus. The transcript is spliced from 8 exons. Lineage: Eukaryota; Fungi; Basidiomycota; Exobasidiomycetes; Georgefischeriales; Tilletiariaceae. Gene Ontology annotation, biological process: protein deubiquitination; regulation of protein stability. Gene Ontology annotation, molecular function: cysteine-type endopeptidase activity; cysteine-type deubiquitinase activity; protein binding.